CCCAAACCCACACUAAAAAACCUUCUCUAGGGUUUUAGUAUAUAGCCGCACUCUUCAUUUCCUCUUCUUCUUCCUUUCAUUACCCCAUCCCCGUCCUGUCUCGAAUACAGAAACCCUAGUUUGCGACAUCAUGGGUAUCUCUCGUGAUUCUAUGCACAAGAGGCGUGCCACUGGUGGCAAGAAGAAGGCUUGGAGAAAGAAGAGAAAGUAUGAGCUUGGGAGGCAGCCAGCUAUGACUAAGCUGUCAAGCAACAAGACUGUUAGGAGGGUUAGGGUUCGAGGUGGUAAUGUCAAGUGGCGUGCAUUGAGGUUAGAUACUGGCAACUACUCAUGGGGUAGUGAGGCUGUGACUCGAAAGACCCGUAUCCUGGAUGUCGUUUACAAUGCAUCCAACAAUGAAUUGGUUAGGACACAAACAUUGGUGAAGAGUGCUAUCGUCCAGGUUGAUGCUGCUCCAUUUAAGCAAUGGUAUCUCCAGCACUAUGGUGUUGACAUUGGGCGCAAGAAGAAAGCUGCUUCUGUUGCCAAGAAAGAAACUGAGGAGGGAGAGGCACCUACCGAGGAAGUCAAGAAGAGUAACCAUGUUGCACGAAAGAUAGAGAAACGCCAGCAAAAUCGUAUUUUGGACCCUCACAUUGAAGAGCAGUUUGGUGGUGGUCGUUUGUUGGCAUGCAUUUCAUCUCGUCCUGGUCAAUGUGGCCGCGCUGAUGGGUAUAUUCUUGAAGGAAAAGAGCUGGAAUUCUACAUGAAGAAAAUCCAGAGGAAGAAGGGCAAGGCAGCUGCUUAAAUUUCUGCAGUAGAAUCAUAGUCAGAUUUGAGAAUUUUGGUUUUUCUUUCCUAUCAUCGAUUACUCUUUUUUUACUUUGGGGUUGAACCUAGACUUCUCGAUAUAAUCCAUGGCAGUUCGUCCAAAAGAGUUUUGUAAUGUGUAAUGAGAUUCUUCCGUAUUUUUGUUGCCUUUAGUUAAGAAAAACUUUUGUUCAGAUUUUUCAUCUCUA
This is a messenger RNA of Amaranthus tricolor (Joseph's coat), 998 nucleotides long. RefSeq names its product 40S ribosomal protein S8-like. Gene Ontology annotation, cellular component: ribosome; cytosolic small ribosomal subunit. The record is from RefSeq and is a predicted model, not a curated record. The transcript is spliced from 5 exons. The coding region runs from base 131 to 787 and encodes 218 amino acids. Gene Ontology annotation, biological process: maturation of SSU-rRNA from tricistronic rRNA transcript (SSU-rRNA, 5.8S rRNA, LSU-rRNA); translation. NCBI's taxonomy places the organism in Eukaryota, Viridiplantae, Streptophyta, Magnoliopsida, Caryophyllales, Amaranthaceae. Gene Ontology annotation, molecular function: structural constituent of ribosome.